AUUUUGGUAGAAAAUCUUAUUAUUAUAGGGACGAAUAGGACUGCCAAAAAUUCUCGGACAACAACACUCAAUGAAUGGUAUUCGCAAACUAAAGAUCGUAGAAAAAGUAUAAUGUGCCCAAAACGAUGAUUGGCUUGUUCAGACAUUUGUUUAUUAAAUACUUGCUCGGCUCAUGCCAAAACAAAACCGUGACUAAUGUGGAGCUUAUCAAAUUUGUUGUAUAAUUCUGUCACUCCUAAUGAAUUAGAGUUAUUAAAGGUAAUACAUGUUUCAUGACUACGCAGGAUUUAAUUUGUUCAGUUGUGAAAGCAUCCAGUAUUUAGUUGCACAAGCCGAUCGACGAAAAAUAAAGCCAAUCGUCUAGAGAUUCCGUUUCUCAAUAGCAGCAAGAGCGGUGGGAAGGAGGUAAGAGUUCGCAAUUUUAAACUGUAACUUUAGGGUACGUAUUCAGUCUAGAAAAAGCCUAGAAAUAAUGGUAUGGAUUUCGUUUAACCCAAGUGUAAAAAUUAGCAGAGCUGGUCUAAUAACUGAGUUCGUGACAUCAAUAAUUCCAACCACAUUAAAUUAAAAUAUUGAUCGAACUGGAACAAAUUGCUAACUAAAUUCCAUUUAUCGCAGGUAAUAAAUCGAAGGAAAGCUAGAAAAACCCGACGCUUCAUAAAUUAUGCAGUAUUUUUUAUGAAUUACAAAAUCAGAGUUGCAAGCGCGAGCGGACUGGCUUCCAUACAAGGCGCGUGUCGCUUCUGCAAUUCGCCAUUAUCGUGUUUUUAAAACGCGUUGCGACAAUUCCCAUUUUUUUAUGGAAAAUUUACGAUUGUGAGGUUAAUUAAACUAUAAAUCGUGCCGCUGCGAAAUAGCGGCUCUUUUGCCCACAGCAAUACACCGGAUUUUUCCAUUAGAUAUGACAUGACGUAAGGAAUGACAAUUCCUCUAGUUACCAGCCUUGUGGCUAGUAGCCUCCUGGCAUUUGCUUUGUAAUACCCAAAGUAAUAAAGAAGAAGACUUUUGACGUGUGUCGCCGAAUUCUCUAAAAUUUCGGAGUGUUUACGGAAUAUGUAUUUGAUUUUGUAGAUAACCCAUCGGAAUUAUUAACAACGCCUUCGCAGUAGUUUAAAUGGAUAGCAUUGGGGCCGAAGUCGGCCAAAAAAUGCGGUCCGCUAUUAAGGCGAAGUUGAUGGAGUUGGACUGCUACGUGGACGACGAAUUGCCAGAUUACAUUAUGGUUAUGGUAGCAAACAAGCGAACAAAGUCCCAAAUGAAUGACGAUUUAAGCUUAUUUCUCUCGACGAAGACGUCCACUUUUGUAAAUUGGUUGCACAUCGUCUUAAAAAAGCUUAAAGAAGUGACGGUAACGAACUCUGAUGUUUAUAAAAGGGUCUCCAAAAGAAAAUCUGACGAGCUGCCUGAUAUUAAGUUAAAGAAGGAGAAAAAGGAUAAAAAAUUGAAAAGAGAAGAACUCUCAGACAAUUUUAAAUCAGUAAAGCAGGAGAAGUCGCUUACAGACGAUUUACCUGUUACCGCAAACACUUUAUCAGGGAGGCGGAAAAUUGUUCUAUUAAAUGACAAAAAUGUGUGCGAUGAUAACUUUGAUAUUCCUUUAUUAUCUGAAGUUAAUGAUUCUAAUGAAAAAGAACUGGAAGAGAUUGAGAAGAAAAUUAAAAAUGUGAAGAGUAGGUUGGGACUGUUAGUGGAAAGUGAUGUGGAAGCAGACAGCAGUAAUGCUAAUAUUAAAUCUGAAGGAGAAUCUAGCACAGUGACGGAUUCUAGGAAAAUCUGCAUUCUAGACAUGGAAAUCAAUGAGUCUCAGCGUAAAGAGCUCGAGAAAACCGGAGACAAAGUAGAACCUCAACAUGAUAUGGAACAGAGGCCUGAGCAUCAGAGAAUAAUUUUUGCGGAGAGAGAUGGUUUGUUAAAAAAGCCUUCAGUGCAUGAAAGGCUUGGCAAGAGAACAAAUCGGUCCCCGGAUAAGGAAGAGAGUAGGAAAAGUAGCUUUGGUGGGGAUUAUAGGGACAUCAAUAACCGAAGAUCUCGGAGUAGGGAUUCCAAAGUUAGAAGAAGGGAAAACUCGAGAGAUAAGCUGGACAGUUCCAGGGACAGAAGGGACCGUAGCCGGGAAAACAAGGUUAGAAGUCGCGGACGCGAUCUUACAAGGAAAGAGAAUAUAUUAAGUAGACUAGGUGUCUUGUCAAAAGUUUCCGUGCCCCUCAAGACCGCGGACGACGACGAUGAUGACGAGGAGGAUGGCGACAUCGUGAGGGAGGUCCCCAGUCUUAUCAGAGUCAAACCAAGGGUAAUACCUGCAGAUGUGCCGCAACCCAAUAAAAAGUUGCUUCUGAAGGCAGUGGCUGAUGCUCAGAGGAGCGUCGCUCAAACGCCGACAGUGGGCAGUACACUAAAGUCGGAAGGUUUGUUUACGAAAAAGUACCGGACAAGGGGCGGGGAUGACAAACCGGUUCGGAAACUGGCAGAAAUUGAGAAAAGCAAACUGAAAAAAUUAAUAAGACAGUCGUCGGAGCGUAACAGAGCCCGAGACUCCGACAAUUAUGACAGCGGCGCCGAGUAUACUCCGAAACCGGUCAAGACCAGCUCCGACGUGCCGGAAUAUGUACCUUCUUCUGUAAAUGUGAAAGACGUCGAGGAAAAGUCAAAACAACAGUUUGUGGUGACAUUAGAUGGUUUCGAAGGGGUCAAACCCGCAGCCAAGAAGCAGUUCGCAAAAAGCAGAUUGGACGGCAGGAAGACGCCGUCACCCAUAAUUUUUACCAAAGACGAGACCUCGACGCCUACCCGCUCUCCGCCUUCGAAACCAGGCAUACCAGAUAGGUUGCCUGUCAUCCACCCACCGCUGUCAAUAAAAAACAAAGAGAGGUGCAAAUACUGGCCGGGAUGCAGGCAAGGCGACAAGUGCGAGUUCGUUCAUCCGAGCGUAACAUGUGAGGCAUUCCCGCAGUGUAAGUUCGGUGACAGAUGUCUCUACCUACACCCCAAGUGCAAAUUCGGCAGCGCGUGUACAAAAAAAGACUGCCUUUACGAUCACAGUUUGGGCACGAAGGCAACCUGCGGUUCGGCUACCACACAGCAAAAUUGCAAAUUUUUCCCAAAUUGUACGAACCCCAAGUGUCAAUUUUUGCACCCGAAACCGUGCAAGUUCGGCAAGUACUGCAAAAACAUGGAUGCCUGCUCGUUUUCGCACAGGUUCGCGAAAACGUCAAGUCUGAGUUGGAGAUCGAAAUGAAAUCGCGCUCCGUCCAGUCGAGCCUAGGAUAUAUUUUAGUUGGUGUGAAUUGAUGUGCCUGUAAAUAAACGAUUCGUUUAGCGAAGC
Cylas formicarius (sweet potato weevil) is the source of this 3322-nucleotide messenger RNA. It is a transcript of the gene Nab2, whose product is annotated as zinc finger CCCH domain-containing protein 14. The record is from RefSeq and is a predicted model, not a curated record. Gene Ontology annotation, molecular function: metal ion binding; poly(A) binding. The coding region runs from base 1115 to 3235 and encodes 706 amino acids. Gene Ontology annotation, cellular component: cytoplasm; nucleus. Gene Ontology annotation, biological process: regulation of mRNA stability. NCBI's taxonomy places the organism in Eukaryota, Metazoa, Arthropoda, Insecta, Coleoptera, Brentidae. The transcript is spliced from 8 exons.